GGCCGCUGACGUCAGCGCGUUGUGACGCAGGCAGCCGGUGGGCCUCGCCGGCAGUCGGCCCGGCGCCGGAGUGAGUGGCAGAGACUCCCGACUUCGUCCCGACAGACUCACCCCCGGUACGGCGUAUGUCCGACUGUCAGAACCUGCAGAGCUUCGAUCCCUUUGCUGAUGCGUUCAAGGGCGACGACCUCCUCCCUUCCGGGGCUGAGGGCCACAUACACAUAAGGAUUCAGCAGAGGAACGGUCGCAAGACCCUCACCACGGUCCAGGGCAUCGCGGACGAGUAUGACAAAAGGAAACUCCUCAGGCACUUCAAAAAGCAAUUUGCCUGCAACGGCACUGUGAUCGAGCACCCGGAGUACGGUCAGGUGAUCCAAGUUCAAGGCGACCAGCGCAAGAACAUCUGCGGAUUCCUGGUGGAGGUUGGCAUCGUCAAGGAAGAGCAACUCAAGGUCCAUGGUUUCUAAUGGACUCGAGCCCUGCGGACACACAGCCUGUAAGAUAAUGAUAGACCCCCCUUGUCUCAUGGACGGUACCCAGCCAGCGAGACUGCAGGAAUGGACGUCUCGCCUCUCCAUCUGCUGCAGCCAGCUCAUUUGACCCAACCGCUUCCGUCCCAGUUGACUCCAGACGUGUUUUGUAGCAUUUGAGCUCACUUUUAGAACUUUUUGUAGAGUGUUUAAUUAAAAAACAAACAAACACACACAGUUGAAUAA
Hypanus sabinus (Atlantic stingray) is the source of this 716-nucleotide messenger RNA. Its product is annotated as eukaryotic translation initiation factor 1b-like. NCBI's taxonomy places the organism in Eukaryota, Metazoa, Chordata, Chondrichthyes, Myliobatiformes, Dasyatidae. Gene Ontology annotation, biological process: translational initiation. Bases 126 to 467 code for a protein of 113 amino acids. Gene Ontology annotation, molecular function: translation initiation factor activity; RNA binding; ribosomal small subunit binding. The transcript is spliced from 4 exons. The record is from RefSeq and is a predicted model, not a curated record. Gene Ontology annotation, cellular component: eukaryotic 43S preinitiation complex.